Molecule: messenger RNA, 496 nt
Organism: Pygoscelis adeliae (Adelie penguin)
Lineage: Eukaryota; Metazoa; Chordata; Aves; Sphenisciformes; Spheniscidae
Gene: GTSF1
Product: gametocyte specific factor 1
Exons: 6
Coding region: 22-396 (124 amino acids)
Source: RefSeq, a predicted model, not a curated record
UCUCCGCCAUGGAGUUGGAGGAUGACUUCGAGCUACCCUGAAGUUGCAAAGGAAUUGGCCACGUGCCCCUUCAAUGCUCGCCAUCUAGUUCCUCAGGCUGACCUCAGCGAUCACAUAACGAAGUGCAAUGACAAAGGGUUCAUUGAGCAAGAUAUAGUGAAUCAGUCCUCUGGCUUCCAGAGAGAGCAGAUGAAUGCUGUGAGCACGUGGCAGGCACCUCCAUGUGAUGAAGACUGGGAAACAGAGUCGCUGGAGCAGUCACAUUCCCCUUUUGUUUGGGGCAUGACCAACUCUGGCAUAAACAGUUCCAGUGCCACCUUUGAACAAAAGAAUUGCUUGCCUUCGAGAGUACGUGCCCCUGAGUCCUUCCCAUAUGCCGUAUCAUGGAAAGGCUAAAGCAUCCUGAUCACGCCUUUGCAGCUUCAAGCCAUAAGCCUUAACUUUGCCACGUGGGUGCGUGGUGCUUCAAGUCAUACAAUAAUGGGGAAUCCUCUGU